UUAUAAUGUAGCGCACUCCAUUAUAAGAGAAAAAGUUUUGGGCCAUUAGUUCCGUUUUAAACGAAAAUCACUUGUUUUUAACUGUUCGGCCGGCUCGGUUGCGAUUUAUUUUCAUUUCAAUUAGGUUUGGUUUUUUGUUAUAUAUAUAGUUUUAAAAGGAUUUUUUUUUAGAAAAUUUCUCGAAAAUAAGUGCAAAAAAUGAUUAAGAGUGCUGUUUCUUUGGUUACUGGCGGGGCUUCGGGUUUAGGUCGUGCUACUGUUGAACGUUUUGCAAAACAAGGAGCUCGCGUUGUAUUGGCUGAUUUGGGUACAUCUAAGGGUCAAGAGGUUGCCAAAGAAUUAGGCGACAAUGUAGUAUUUGUUCCGGUUGAUGUGACUUCCGAAAAGGAUGUUACUAAUGCUGUGCAAACAGCUAAAGAUAAGUUCGGCCGUUUGGAUUUGGCUGUAAAUUGUGCCGGUACAGCUGCUGCCGUACGUACCUACAAUUUCAAUAAAUCGACUCCACACAAAUUGGAAGAUUUUACGCGUGUCAUUAUGAUUAAUACCGUAGGGACCUUCAAUGUCAUACGUCUAGCAGCGGGUUUGAUGGGUACCAAUGAGCCCAAUCAAGAUGGUCAGCGAGGUGUUAUUGUUAACACAGCUUCUGUGGCUGCUUUUGAUGGUCAGAUCGGUCAGGCUGCUUAUUCCGCUUCAAAAGCUGGUGUCGUUGGCAUGACACUACCCAUUGCGCGAGAUCUUAGCCCUCAAGGUAUACGAAUUUGCACAAUUGCUCCAGGACUUUUCAAUACUCCAAUGUUAGCUUCUUUACCGGAAAAAGUGCGCACUUUCUUAGCCAAAUCCAUACCAUUUCCACAACGAUUGGGAGAGCCUUCCGAAUACGCGCAUCUAGUGCAAGCCAUAUACGAGAAUCCUCUAAUGAAUGGCGAAACUAUACGCAUUGAUGGCGCUUUGCGCAUGCAGCCUUAAAAAGGAUUUAAUAUUUUUGUUGCUUUAAGAAAAACUUUUAUUUUUCUUUCUCCGAAAUAUUUUGCAUUUACUAUAUUUUUCUAAUGUUUGCCUUUGUUCGUGUUUUUUUUAGAAUUUCAAUUUCUAUAUAAAGCCACUUCUUAAUAAAGUCUAAUAUUAAAGAGAAAUGAAAUGUUGAA
Messenger RNA from Glossina fuscipes, 1145 nucleotides. RefSeq names its product 3-hydroxyacyl-CoA dehydrogenase type-2 (gene scu). The coding region runs from base 199 to 966 and encodes 255 amino acids. Gene Ontology annotation, molecular function: estradiol 17-beta-dehydrogenase [NAD(P)+] activity. Gene Ontology annotation, cellular component: mitochondrion. Gene Ontology annotation, biological process: estrogen metabolic process; fatty acid metabolic process; androgen metabolic process. The record is from RefSeq and is a predicted model, not a curated record. Lineage: Eukaryota; Metazoa; Arthropoda; Insecta; Diptera; Glossinidae. The transcript is spliced from 2 exons.